AUGACAGCUACCACAACAGGUACCAUAACUACAAACACCACUGCAACUACCACUCCUACCACCACAGCUACUACAACAGAUACCACAACUGCAAACACCGCUGCAACUACCACUCCUACCACCACAGCAAUCAAAAUGGAUACCACAACUGAAAACACCAUUGCAACUACCAAUUAUACCACCACAGCUACCACAACGGAUACCACAACUGCAAAAACCACUGCAACUACCACUCCUACCACCAUAGCUACCACAAUGGAUACCACAACUGCAAACACGAAUGCAACUACCACUCCUACCACCACAGCACCACUACGGAUCCCCACAACUGCAUCACUGCAAUUACCACAACAGCUACCACAAUGGAAAUUACCACAACGAAAACAACCACUUCAACUACCACCUAACCACCAGAGCUACACUAAGGGAACCACAACUAAAACACACUGCAACUACCCACAAACAGUACCACAAUGUUAUACCACAACUGAAAAAAACACACUGCAAACUACCACUCCACAACCACAGCUACCACUAACGGGUACCCAACAACUGACCACUCAACUACCACUCCUACCACCACAGCUACCAAACGGAUACCACAACUGCCAAACACACGUAAACUACCAAACUCUACCACCACAGCUACCACUUAGGGAUACCCACAACUGA
Macrobrachium nipponense is the source of this 672-nucleotide messenger RNA. RefSeq lists its product as uncharacterized. The coding region runs from base 1 to 672 and encodes 223 amino acids. The record is from RefSeq and is a predicted model, not a curated record. NCBI's taxonomy places the organism in Eukaryota, Metazoa, Arthropoda, Malacostraca, Decapoda, Palaemonidae. The transcript has a single exon.